AUGGUUAUCCAGCAAGUAGAAGAGCUUGACAUUACAGUCGGGCGCUCGAAAGUCGACAGAGAGGACAAUGCCAUCAGCGAGUCGGCUACGACCGAGUCAAAUCAAACCGAGCCGCCGGCGAGCCUCGACGAGGUGGAGGAGAUUCUGAACUACAGAUUCAGGAACAAGAGGUUAUUGGAGGAAGCAUUUACCCCCGGCUCGUACCCGAAACGCGACCGUUUCGUACAGGCGAUUAGGGUGUACGUCGGCGACUCGGUACUCAACCUAAUCGUCACGCGAGAACAGUACUCAGAUUACCCGGAUUUGUCACCUGGAGCGUUGACCCGACUCCGUGCAGCCAACGUGGAUACGGAGAAGCUCGCACGUGUGGCGAUCAAGCACGAAUUACAUCGAUUUCUUCGCCAUAAGAAGCCGCUCCUUGGGGAACAAGUAAGCGGUUAUGUCUGA
Carica papaya (papaya) is the source of this 447-nucleotide messenger RNA. The record is from RefSeq and is a predicted model, not a curated record. NCBI's taxonomy places the organism in Eukaryota, Viridiplantae, Streptophyta, Magnoliopsida, Brassicales, Caricaceae.